AUCGGGCGGAACCUGGUCGACUUCCUCAGGCCAUUCAGCGGUCGCGUUAUCAAAGGGGGUAUCGUCGAUGCUGAUGGCUUCCGCUUAGGUGGAGAAGAAGUUCCCUCCCAGGUAUGGCUUGAUGGUCUCAAGAAAGAUUGGGGAUUCGCGGGCAACAGGCUGAAAGAGGUGCCGAUUAAUGGAGAGACGGUAACAAACAGAGCAGCUACUAUCAGCGAGGUGAAUUAAUAACACG
Messenger RNA from Colletotrichum acutatum, 235 nucleotides. RefSeq lists its product as uncharacterized. The annotation marks the transcript as partial. Lineage: Eukaryota; Fungi; Ascomycota; Sordariomycetes; Glomerellales; Glomerellaceae. The record is from RefSeq and is a predicted model, not a curated record. The transcript has a single exon.